UCUCAUAUUCUUUGGUGGAAAGAGAGGAUGCAAAUGUGUAAAAAGCCAUCAACAGUUCAGUUGACGAAGAGGCUUGACUAUUCAAAUAUACUAGGACUUAAUGUCAGCUUGAAAAAUGGGAGUUUGAAAGAAGGAACUCUGAAUAUGGAGAUACUUCAAUUCAAAUCCAGAUUUCCCCGUGAAGUUUUACUUUGCCGGGUUGGAGAUUUUUACGAAGCCAUUGGAUUUGAUGCUUGUGUUCUUGUUGAACAUGCUGGUUUAAAUCCUUUUGGUGGUUUGCGGUCAGAUAGCAUUCCAAGAGCUGGCUGCCCUGUAGUGAAUUUGCGUCAGACUUUGGAUGACUUGACUCGUAGUGGGUUUUCUGUUUGCAUAGUUGAGGAACUUCAGGGCCCUACCCAGGCUCGAUCCCGGAAAGGUCGAUUUAUUUCUGGUCAUGCAUAUCCCGGGAGCCCUUAUGUUUUUGGACUUGCUGGUGGUGACCAUGAUGUUGAUUUUCCUGAGCCAAUGCCUGUAGUUGGGAUAUCACGGUCAGCAAAAGGGUAUUGUAUGAUCUCUGUCCUUGAGACAAUGAAAACAUUUUCAGCUGAAGAUGGACUCACAGAAGAGGCUAUAGUCACCAAGCUUCGCACUUGUCGAUAUCAUCACUUAUUUCUUCACAUGUCUUUGAGGCAUAAUGCUUCAGGUACUUCUCGUUGGGGAGAAUUUGGUGAAGGCGGGCUUUUAUGGGGAGAAUGUAAUGGAAAAUCCUUUGAAUGGUUUGAUGGCAAUCCUGUUGAAGAACUACUAUGCAAGGUAAGAGAUAUCUAUGGUAUAGAUGAUCAAGCCACAUUCCGUAAUGUUACUAUUUCUUCGGAGAGAAGGCCGCAACCUCUGUAUCUUGGAACAGCUACCCAGAUUGGAAUCAUUGCAACUGAGGGAAUACCUAGUUUAUUGAAGGUGUUGCUUCCAUCAAACUAUGUUGGCCUUCCAGUAUUGUAUAUCAGAGAUCUUCUUCUUAACCCUCCUGCAUAUGAGAUUGCCUCAGCGAUUCAAGAGGCAUGCAAGCUCAUGAGCAGUGUAACUUGUUCAAUCCCGGAUUUUACAUGUAUAUCAGGCGUAAAGCUUGUAAAAUUGUUGGAAUCAAAGGAGGCAAAUCACAUCGAGUUUUGUAGAAUAAAAAAUGUGGUUGAUGAGAUUCUCCAUAUGAGUAGGAAUUCCGAACUCUCCAAAAUCUUGCGUGUCUUGCUGGAACCCACAUGGGCAGCAACAGGCUUACGGGUUGAAUACGAGAUAAUGGUGCAUGAAUGUGGUUGGGUUUCUCGUAGGAUAGAUGAAAUCAUAUCUCAAAGUGACGAGAAAGGUCAAGAAAUAAGUUCCUUUGAAUUCAUUCCUCAAGACUUCUUUCAAGAUUUGGAAUCAUCAUGGAAAGGUCGUGUGAAGAGGAUCCAUGCCAUGGAGGCUUUUGAGGAAGUCGACAAGGCAGCUGAGGCCUUAUCCACAGCUAUCAAGGAAGACUUCCUUCCAAUUGUUUUAAGGGUGAAAUCAAUCAUGUCUUCUCUUGGAGGUCCAAAAGGUGAAAUAUGUUAUGCAAGAGAUCAUGAAGCUGUCUGGUUUAAGGGGAAACGAUUCAUGCCAGCUGUGUGGGCUAAUACUCCUGGGGAAGAGGAAAUAAAGCAACUUAAACCUGCUACAGAUUCAAAAGGAAAAAAGGUUGGAGAGGAAUGGUAUACCACAAACAAAGUUGAAAAUGCACUAAGCAGGUAUCAUGAAGCCUGUGAAAAAGCAAGGAACAAGGUCCUCGAAUUAUUGCGAGGCCUUUCUGCGGAGCUGCAGAACAAAAUCAAUGUCCUGGUCUUUUCCUCAAUGUUGCUUAUAAUAGCAAAGGCACUUGCUGGCCAUGUUAGUGAAGGCCGAAGAAGGGAAUGGGCAUUUCCUUGUUUAGUUGACUUCAUGAAAAAUGAGGAUAAAAAAACUAUAGAAUCAAUCAACAGGAUGGAGCUACAAGGGUUGUCACCAUAUUGGUUUGAUGUUUCGCAAGGCAAUGCAAUAAAGAAUACAGUUGAGAUGCAAUCUCUAUUCCUUCUGACUGGGCCCAAUGGUGGUGGUAAAUCCAGUUUGCUUCGAUCAAUAUGUGCUGCUGCUUUGCUUGGGAUCUGUGGACUCAUGGUGCCUGCUGACGUAGCUGUCAUUCCUCAUUUUGAUUCUAUUAUGCUGCAUAUGAAAGCGUACGACAGUCCUGCUGACGGGAAAAGCUCAUUUCAAAUUGAAAUGUCAGAGAUACGUUCUAUUGUCAUGGCAGCUUCCUCGAAGAGUCUUGUUCUUGUGGAUGAGAUAUGCCGUGGAACAGAAACAGCGAAAGGAACUUGCAUUGCUGGUAGCAUCAUUGAAAACCUUGAUCAUAUUGGCUGCCUGGGAAUUGUUUCAACCCACUUGCAUGGCAUUUUUGACUUGCCACUAGUUACCAAAAAUGUUGUGUAUAAAGCCAUGGGAUCCGAGAUUUUAGAUGGUGUCGUGAGACCAACAUGGAAACUGAUAGAUGGAAUCUGUAAAGAGAGCCUUGCCUUCGAGACCGCUCAGCGAGAAGGUCUUCCUGAAAUUAUCAUCAACAGGGCGAGAGAGUUAUAUGUUUCAGUAAAUGCCAUCGAUAAGACUGCCGUAGAUGUGAACCGUUUGGAUACCCAUGUUUCCAUGAAGGACCUGAGUGAAGUUGGUCAUUCCUCUAUGACCGGGACUUUGCAGGUCUUACAGGAUGAAGUAGAGAAUGCCGUUAAAGUUAUCUGCCAUGAAAAGUUGACGGAACUUUACAAGAAUAAUACCACAUCAGAUUCUUUGGAGGUGAAAUGUAUUGUGAUUGGUAGAAGAGAAUUACCGCCACCUUCAACAGUGGGUGCUUCUUGCAUUUACGUGCUUUUCAGAGCCGACGAUAAAAUAUAUGUCGGACAGACUGAUGAUCUUGCGGGUCGAGUCCGUGCUCAUCGAUCAAAGGAGGGCAUGCAAAAUGCAACAUUCAUAUAUAUAGUGGUUCCCGGUAAGAGCAUCGCGAGCCAACUGGAGACUCUUCUCAUCCAUCAGCUUCCCCGUCAAGGUUUCAAACUAAUCAAUAAAGCUGACGGUAAGCAUCGAAACUUUGGUACAUCUAAUCUAAAGCUCGAAUCUCUUAGCUUGCACCCGUGAAGCAGACGUGUCUCCAUCUCUAAUUCUCAUGCUCCGAGAAACUCUUUCGGCAAAUGCACCAAUUUUGUAACUCAAUGGUGCCGAUGCCAAUUUUGCAGAUAUCGUAUUCAUCUUAUCCUCUGUAAGUGAUACAUCAAAAUUGAUUUCAAUAGCCAAUUUGCACUAAUUAAAAGCAAUGUGUGUCUUCCAUGA
This is a messenger RNA of Dioscorea cayenensis subsp. rotundata (Guinea yam), 3345 nucleotides long. RefSeq names its product DNA mismatch repair protein MSH1, mitochondrial. Gene Ontology annotation, molecular function: ATP binding; ATP-dependent DNA damage sensor activity; mismatched DNA binding. Gene Ontology annotation, cellular component: nucleus. NCBI's taxonomy places the organism in Eukaryota, Viridiplantae, Streptophyta, Magnoliopsida, Dioscoreales, Dioscoreaceae. Gene Ontology annotation, biological process: mismatch repair. The record is from RefSeq and is a predicted model, not a curated record.